AUGGCGACCGCUUCUCCCGUGUCGCUGUUUGGGCAGCUGCCCAUGCCUACCAUUGACCGCCCCUUUGGCGUUCAUCUCUGGCCCAUUUUCAACAAGGCCUUCGAGAAGGUCGUUGGCUAUCCUGCCGAUGAAUUCCGUUUCGUUCCUGGCAAAACACCGCUGUCAACCUUUAAGGAGGCUGGCAUCUUCAUUGCCUUCUACUAUCUCGUCAUCUUCGGCGGCCGCGAGGUGAUGCGCAACCGCGAGCCUUUCAAGCUGCGCACUCUUUUCUUGAUCCACAACUUCUACCUCACCGCCAUCAGCGCCAUUCUGCUUGCUCUGUUCAUUGAGCAGAUUCUGCCUACUGUUGUUCGUCAUGGUCUGUUCCAUGCCAUUUGCCAUGCUGAGGGCGGUUGGACCCAGCCCCUGGUCGUCCUGUACUACCUGAACUACCUGACCAAGUACCUCGAGCUGUUGGACACGUGCUUCCUCUUCCUCAAGAAGAAGCCGCUCACCUUCCUUCACUGCUACCAUCAUGGCGCGACUGCUCUGCUUUGCUACACCCAGCUCAUCGGCUCGACUGCUGUCUCCUGGGUCGUUAUCACCCUCAAUCUGACUGUCCACGUUGUCAUGUAUUGGUACUACUUCCAGAGCGCUCGUGGUAUCAAGAUCUGGUGGAAGGAGUGGAUCACCCGCCUGCAGAUUAUCCAGUUCUUCAUUGAUCUCGGCUUUGUCUACUUCGCCUCCUGGACCUACUUCACUUCUACUUACUGGCCUUGGCUUCCCAACGUUGGCUCCUGCGCUGGUGAGGAGUUUGCCGCUUUCGCUGGUAUCGGCAUUCUGACCUCAUACCUUUUCCUCUUCAUCUCCUUCUACUUUGCCACAUACAAGAAGGACGGCAAGCGCCCUAGUAGCCGCAAGGCCGUCCGCCGCAUGAGCCAGGCCCCUCUGCCGGAUCCCCUCCACGGCCAGGCUGCUAAUGGCAACGCUGCUCUGGCUACCAACAACGGUGAGGCCAAGUCCACAGCCAUCAAGACCAACGGCACUGCUACCCGCUCCCGCAGGGCUUAA
Thermochaetoides thermophila DSM 1495 is the source of this 1050-nucleotide messenger RNA. RefSeq names its product putative elongation of fatty acids protein. The record is from RefSeq and is a predicted model, not a curated record. The transcript is spliced from 3 exons. Gene Ontology annotation, biological process: fatty acid elongation, monounsaturated fatty acid; fatty acid elongation, saturated fatty acid; sphingolipid biosynthetic process. Gene Ontology annotation, molecular function: fatty acid elongase activity. The coding region runs from base 1 to 1050 and encodes 349 amino acids. NCBI's taxonomy places the organism in Eukaryota, Fungi, Ascomycota, Sordariomycetes, Sordariales, Chaetomiaceae. Gene Ontology annotation, cellular component: endoplasmic reticulum membrane.